GAGAACUCCGUCCCCCGGAAGUUCUGCAGAGAUAUUUCAUUGGGGAUUUUUUGAAGAGCAAUCGGGGUCAAUGGAAGACGGCGUCUGCUUCCUCCCACACGUAUCAUUAUCUGCCUCUAUGCAUGCAUACAGCCAGAGUAGGAUGCGUGCCGUCUUUCCCUUCUGUGACGUCGCCGUCGGUACCCCUAUUCCUUCUUUCGUCUACCAUUUGCCGCCUCCUCUUCGUUAAGCACCUAUUCAUAGCUGCAGAAGAGGCUGCUUCAUCACCUCCUCCGCAUUUCUCCAUGUAAAUUUUGCUAUCGAAACUUUUCUAUCUUCUGCUGAAGCCUCUGCAGUUGUUUCCUUGUUGUUCUUCCUCUCUUUGUUGGUCGUCCGGGUAAUGGAAAUGGGGUGUUUGAAUCGCCUGAUGAUGGUGGGCGAGAGCAUUUACGGUGGUCCCUCUCUGCACUCUCUGAGACGUCGUGUUGUGGUGCGGCACGACCAGAGGAGCCGGAGGACGUGGAGAAGGAGGAGGAGAUGGGAGACUCUUCAACUGCCCGCGAAUCGUUCGAGAUUUUGCGCCUCCAGUUCGAGAUCCUCAUCUUCUAAGUUUCAAGAUUUUGGAGGUUUUGCACAGCCUUUGUUUCUGUUGCCAGCAGAAGAAGCGAAUAUUUGUCCUUGUUCAUCAGCAGAGUCACCUUCUAAAGUUGGACUUGAUGAAUCACAUUCGCUAUAUUCAGUUCAACUACAUACAAGUUCUUAUCUAAACUCAGGUCUUGAUGUCUCUGCUUCUCUACUAAUUUGCCUGAUUGGUGAAAAUGGAGAUUCGAUAUUACAGAGAAUACUGUCAAUGCCAUCAGUCAAUUCUAACCGGUUGGAGGAGAUGGAUACUGCUGAUCGAGUUUGCUUUCAAAGGGGUUCUGUGGAUCACCUGACAUUUCGAGGGCCUCAACUAAGUAAACUUCAAGCACUCUGGGUCGGAGUGGACUCAGGUAGUUGGAGAUUCCGAGGUGUAAGUUUGGCAGUCACUUCCCCUAAAGAAUCUCAAUCAAGCUCUGAAGAGGAGAGCUCAAACUUGUGUGGUGGAAUACGGUAUGAGUUUGGAGAUAUGGAUAUCUUUCUUGGAGAGACUGAGGAGAUGACCAUGGUUGAAUUGAGGCCAUGCCACAUAUCUGAGCUAUCCUCUGUCAAUCCAUUUGAUUUAUCAAGCAUUCAUCUACCAAUAUCAUCAGCUCUACCAGAAAGUAAAAUAUCCUUGGAGGAUGGCCUGAGGGAGUAUAGGGAUUUAAAGCUUUCAAUGCUGCUUUAUGAUUUGGUGCUUGUCUUGGGAGGUACAUAUAUCAUGUUUACACUACCAACAGGUGACCGAACCGCAUCCAACUUUCUGAUAGGUGGUGGCUGUGGAUUCCUUUAUCUCUUUCUGCUUCAGAGAACUGUUGAUAGGAUAUGUGCAUCUUCUUCAGUCAUGAAUGGCAAUUCUCCCUUUGGCUUGGAGAGCCUUUGGCGCAUGCUCUUAAAAGCCAAGGAACCCCUGCCAGUUCUAGCUGUGGGCUUGGUCUCUACAUUCCUAGCAUUGAAGUAUUUCUUAGUAAAUAACUCCAUGCUCUUGACACCCCAGGAACUCUUUGCAUUGGCCUCUGGGUUUUUUAUAUGUAAACUGGCUGUAGUCUUAGCAGCAUUCAGACCAAUAUCUAGUUCAAGCAAGGCUAAGUAAUACACAUCUCUGUACAUAUUUGUUUUUCAAGCCUGAGUGAAGGAACCUUUACCUCGAGGGAGACUGGAGUCUCUCUCAAGGAAUUCUUGUAAACCAAGCAGACCAAUGGAUUUUGGCUUAUGAUUUUUUUACUGGUA
Messenger RNA from Nymphaea colorata (pocket water lily), 1830 nucleotides. RefSeq lists its product as uncharacterized. Lineage: Eukaryota; Viridiplantae; Streptophyta; Magnoliopsida; Nymphaeales; Nymphaeaceae. The record is from RefSeq and is a predicted model, not a curated record. The transcript has 3 exons. Bases 380 to 1693 code for a protein of 437 amino acids.